UACUGACACUAGUAAUUGAAAGGAAUUUGAAGUGAAGCGGCGAAAACGAUGAAUCCGGUCGCCGUUCAUCGCGUUUCUUUGGAAUGCGUUUCGCGUUUCUCUUUGAUCCAUCGAGAAUCAGGCGAAGGAUUCUCCGGUCGUCGGAUUGCGAAUUCGCGUGGAAGGAAUCGGCCGAUUCGGCGGUUGCAUGUGGUGACGGCGGGUUUGAUCACCAGCGCUGACUCGUUCGAGGUAGGGCGGCUUAUCGGAAGCUACGGAUUCAUGAAUGUUACUAGUUAUUCAGGUUUGCAGCCAGGACCUGACUUUGAAUACACUUCUGAUGAUAUUGGUCGAUUAAAAUCUCAAGAUAUUGGAGAAGGCGGCGUUAAGAUCAGACUAUAUGAAGGAAGAAUAUCUCAGGGUCCGUUUCGAGGAACACCUGUUGUCUUUAAGGUAUAUCCCGGACAGCGUGCUGGUGGAGUUGAGGCUGACAUGAUGGCAGCAAACGAGCUUAAUGCACACUCCUUUCUUCAGAGCAAAAGCCUGCCUGCUAAUCUCCUUUUACUUGUUGGUGGCUUUGAGACACAAUUUGGAGAACAGUGGCUGGCAUUUCGUGAUGGUGGGAAAGAUAGUGCAGCUGACUACGCACGAACUGCAAGUGAAAAAACAUCAAGAGCUCGCUCGCAAGGAGUAUGGAACCCUUAUGAAAAAGAGGUGAUGAUGAAACGAAGGAGAAACUUUGUCAUUAAAAUUCUACAGGGUGCAAUGAAAGGUCUAGCCUUUAUGCAUGCUAAUGACAGGUUACACCAAAGUCUCGGGCCAUCCUCUAUUGUUCUCAAUACACCAGCAGAACGAGAAGCCAUCUAUUUAAUACCGAGGCUGCGAGAUCUAGCCUUUUCUGUUGACAUAAGGCCUUCAUGCUUGGAGGAAGGAGCCACUUCUGGUGCACUGUCAGAGCAACUUUGGCGAAGGGCAACUGCUUCUGGUGCCUUUACAGUUUUUGAGAAAAGAGCUUUUGGGAUUGCAGAUGACAUAUAUGAAGCCGGUCUUCUUUUGGCAUACUUAGCCUUUGUUCCAUUCUGUGAAGCAGGCGUAAUGGAUUCUCUAUCUCUUCAGAGGCUACUAGAAAACACUUUCCGGCUGGAUAUCGAGGCUGUAAGAGAGUACUGUUUAGCCGAUGAACGCCUGGAAGAAGCUGUUAAGUUUCUUGAUCUUGGUGAUAAAGCUGGUUGGGAAUUACUCCAGGCAAUGUUGAACGCUGACCAUCGGAAGCGGCCAAUGGCGGAAGCUGUUCUUAAUCACAGAUUUUUGAACGGCGUUUAAUUGAGUAGAGAUGAAGAUUAUGUAUUUACAUGUGUAGAAUACAAACUAUUAAUCCUUGAUCCAUGUUCAGGACAUGUUAUAAUCAUAAUUGUAUGUCUGUGACGUGUUUCUAUGUCAAUA
This is a messenger RNA of Capsella rubella, 1422 nucleotides long. RefSeq lists its product as uncharacterized. Gene Ontology annotation, molecular function: protein kinase activity; ATP binding. Gene Ontology annotation, biological process: protein phosphorylation. Gene Ontology annotation, cellular component: chloroplast. The record is from RefSeq and is a predicted model, not a curated record. The transcript has 12 exons. Bases 49 to 1302 code for a protein of 417 amino acids. Lineage: Eukaryota; Viridiplantae; Streptophyta; Magnoliopsida; Brassicales; Brassicaceae.